AUGUCCCGGAAGGUCAUUCUUUCGAUCGCCUCACUCUGCCUCGCUGCUGUCUUCGCCCGCACAGUGCCUCUGAAUGGCAACAUAACCUCGACCACCCCAGCACUCUCCCCCGAGUUAUUCAAACGGGCGGUCAGUGCGCCAUAUGUCUUCACCGCGUUCACUACUGCAUCAGAGUCGAACUUGUUCGUCUACACCUCGAAUGACGGUACUAGUUUCUCAUUGCUGAAGGGUCCGACGUACACGCCUCCGAGUGGCCUGAUCAGAGAUCCGAGUGUCAUUUUGCAUACCGAUGGGAACUAUUACAUUGCUUAUACGACCAACUGGUCCGGAACAAACUUUGCUAUUGCAAGUAGCACAGAUAUGAUUACCUGGACUCUUCGAGCGACAGUUUCGACUGCAUCCUCCGUCAUCACCCCAAUCAACACCUGGGCGCCGGAAUUCUUCAAGGACCCAAGGACUGGACAGAUCAACAUCAUCGUCUCGCUUUCGACAGGAAGCUAUGGCCCCUUCCUGCCCUAUGUGUUUACCGCCAGGGACUCGAGUCUGACGAGCUGGUCCGGCCCAGUCGUGAUGUCGGGAAUUUCGAACGCAGGGCUUGGAUAUAUUGAUACUUUCCCCGUGUUCUUCAACAACCAAUACCAUAUCUUCGCCAAGGCCGAAACUAAUGGAAAGAAGACCAUCGAGCACGCCGUCGCGAGCUCAUUGACUGGCCCCUAUUCGUUUGUCCAGACUGGAAAUUUCGCAGGUUGGGGCCAGGCUGAAGGCCCGUCCAUCACUGUGUUGCCGAACGGAAGAUUCCGCUUAUAUGCCGACGGAUACAGCAGUGGGAAAUAUAUCUACUCAGACUCGAGCGACCUCUACAAUUGGUCAGCGUAUCAGACCAUCCCAAGCCUUUCGGGAACUGUCAGGCAUGGAACCGUCUUGAAGCAAUGA
Messenger RNA from Cyclocybe aegerita, 933 nucleotides. The record is from the annotation of a GenBank genome assembly. Lineage: Eukaryota; Fungi; Basidiomycota; Agaricomycetes; Agaricales; Hemipholiotaceae.